This is a messenger RNA of Hylaeus volcanicus, 1287 nucleotides long. Its product is annotated as EARP-interacting protein homolog. Gene Ontology annotation, biological process: protein ubiquitination. Bases 107 to 1237 code for a protein of 376 amino acids. Gene Ontology annotation, molecular function: protein binding. The record is from RefSeq and is a predicted model, not a curated record. Lineage: Eukaryota; Metazoa; Arthropoda; Insecta; Hymenoptera; Colletidae. The transcript is spliced from 6 exons.
CCAAUACAACAGACAGAUUGUUAUGACAGAUCGUAGGGGUUAAGUUACGAUUUUCUUGUAAAUAAAGAUUCUUUCUAUUUAUUCUAAAACCCGAGUUGUAUUAAAAAUGGAAAAUGAUAGCCCUGUAAUAUACGGACUUGAAUUCCAAACUAGGGCAUUAUCAGCCCAAACAGCAGAAACAGACAUUGUUAGAUUCUUGGUAGGAACACAGUCAUUGAAAUUUAAUAAUAACCAAGUUCAUUUGGUGGAACUUAACGAAGAAACAGGUGGUUUAAAGACUCAAGUGUUUCAUCAUCCUAUUGGUGAAGUUUGGUGUUUACAAGCAUCGCCAACAGAUCCAAAUGUGUUUCUUACAUGUUAUAAUAGUUUAAGUGAUGAUGGUAGUUGCCAAAUGAAAGGAGCUAUUUGGAAACUACCAGAAUUAAAGGAAUAUACAAAUGAUGUGGAGGAUCUUAAAAAAGUAGCAGAUAUCAAUACAACAUCAUAUGGUACAGAUCUUAAAACUAUUGCUUAUCAUCCUAUGGAUUCGACAAAAGCUGUUUCAGUUGUAGACAAUAAAUUUGUAUUGUGGGAUUUAGCUGAUAGUGAACCUCAGGCUACAGCUUCUGGUACUUUAGCUAGCAAAGGUCAACCACGCUUCACAAAUGGAAAAUGGAAUCCUCACAAUGGUUGCAAUCAAUUUGUCACACUGAAUGAAAAUAAUGUUCGAGGAUGGGACUUUAGAAGUCCUUCUGAAGCAUCUUGGACAAUUUUAUCUGCUCAUUCUCAAAUUAUUAGAGAUCUAGAUUUUAAUGCAAAUCGUCAAUACUUUUUAUCUACUUGUGGAGAUGACGGGUAUAUGAAAUUCUGGGAUAUACGGUCACCUACAGAACCAGUUUUAUCUCGUAUGGAACAUUCACAUUGGGUGUGGAGUAUUAGAAUUAAUCGUUUUCAUGAUCAAUUGGUUCUAACAUCUAGCAGUGACUCUAGAGUAAUAUUAUGUAGUAUUGCAUCAAUUUCAUCAGAACCAUUUGGUCAUAUGGUACCCCCUGAAGAUGAUAGUACACAGAAUGACUAUACUUGCAAAAAAGACAAGUUAUACGAUGGAGUUGUAGGUAGAUAUGAAGAACAUGAAGAUAGUGUUUAUGCAGUUGAAUGGUCAUCUGCGGAUCCUUGGACAUUUGCAUCAUUGAGUUAUGAUGGUAGAUUAGUCCUUAAUAAAGUUCCCAGAAAAUAUAAAUAUCAAAUACUUCUUUAAUUUAAAUUUGUAUAUAAAACUAACCUAAAUAAAUUUUGUAUAUAUACAUA